CGGUUCCCUGGGAGAACCCAGGCUCCAGGAGACCUCGCCGAGCUAUCUCAAUUGGCGCCAACAUUCUUUUUUGUUCCCUUAUCACCUCCUGCCGCGUUUGAGUUGGGGCCGAUGGCGGCGACAGAGAAAACGGGCAGCAGCAGCACGCGAGCGCUGCGAGGCGCGUCCCUGCUGAUCGUGCUGCAAGUGGUCUCGCGCGCCAUCACUUUUGUGGCCAACCAGGUGCUGCUGCGAUUUCUGACUGCCCAGCUUCUGGGGGUGUCGACGCAGCUCGAAGUCUACUACCUGUCCGUCAUCUUCUUUGCCCGGGAGAGCCUGAGGGUUGCCAUCCAGAGACAGGACCUGACAGGCCUCCCGGACAAGAAGGACAACAAACAGAAUGGCCAUGUCAACCAAUCUGCCCAGGCCGUAGUCAACCUGGGCUAUCUCGCCCUUGCCCUGGGCGUUCCGCUCGCAUUUCUCUUUGGGUGGCUCUAUCUCGACUCUCUGAGCGCAAGCACCCUGCUAUCCGCGCCCAACUUGGUCGUUUCCCUCUACAUCUACGCCGUCGCCGCUGUCCUGGAGCUCGCCUCGGAACCCGCCUUCGUCGUGAUGCAGACUCGACUGCAGUUCGGCACUCGUGCAGCUGGCGAAUCGGUUGCCACGUUUCUGCGCUGCAUAGUCACGCUCGGAACAGCAGCCUGGGGAGCCGGUCGCGAUCUGGGCGUCCUGCCGUUUGCCCUGGGCCAGUUGAGCUACGGGCUUGGGCUGCUCGCAGUCUACACCUGGCACGGGGCCGCGCUGGCAAGGAGGGAAGGCUUCUCCCUUCUUCCUCUCCGCAUCACCGCUCCUUAUAGCACGACAGCACCACCUCAACAACCAUCGGGCAAAUCCGUCUUCGUCCUCUCCUACUUCUACCGCCCUACCCUGCAGCUCGCCUCCAGCAUGAUGGCCCAGAGCGUGGUGAAGCACAUACUCACCCAGGGUGACACGUUCCUCGUCAGCAUCUUGUCCACGCCCACGGCCCAGGGGGUGUAUGCCCUCGCCAACAACUACGGCGGCCUUGUCGCCCGCCUGGUCUUCCAGCCCAUCGAGGAAAGCAGUCGCAGCUACUUCAGCCGCCUUCUCGCCCCUUCCGAUGCUGCUGCUGCCGCUGCUGCCGCUGCCGCCGCCGCCGCCACAGAAGCGUCCCCAGCAAGACAGUCUUCUCCGGAAGCCAGAUCGAAACCCCAAUCCGAGACCGAGACCGAGCCAGCAGCGGAAGCAGCGGAAGCAGCAGCAGCAGCACGGGGGGCAGUCUCUCGGGCCAAAACAGCUCUCCAGUCCCUCCUCAAAUCCUACCUCCUCCUCUCCCUCGUCGUCACGGCCCUCGGCCCGACCGCCGCCGGCCCCCUGCUCUCCCUCGUCGCCGGCCGCCGCUGGGCCGGCUCCGGCGCGGGCGCCUGCCUGGCCGCCUACGCGUGGUACGUCCCGCUGCUGGCCAUCAACGGCGUGGCCGAGGCCUUUGUGGCCUCGGUCGCGACCGAGGCCGAGGUCCACCGGCAGAGCGCAUGGAUGGCCGCCUUCUCAGUCGCCUUCGCCGCCGCCGGCUUCGUCUUCCUGCGGCUACUGGGCUGGGGCGCCGUGGGGCUGGUCGUUGCCAACGGCAUCAACAUGGCCUGCCGCAUCGCCUGGUGUGCCGUUUUCAUAAGCCGAUAUUUCGCCGCGAAGGGGCACCGCUUCGACCUGCUCGACGUCAUGCCCUCGCCCGCGUCCGUGCUGGCGGGCGCGGUUGCCUCUCAGGUCGUCCGGAAGCUCGUUCGCUCGGCAGCAUCAGAGGAGGAGGUCCCACUUGGCGUGAAGGAGGCCGUGAUGGACCUGGUCAGAGUCGCCUCGGUUGCCCUGCCGUUUGUUCUUGUCGUUGCCGUGUCCGAACGGCGGUUCUUGUACGGCGUGUUCCAGGCUCUUCGGGGAACCCGAGGGGCUCCAUGAGAAGAAGUGUAUGUAUUGUACAUGGAAUCCCUUGAACUCGCAGGGAUUUCAGAGGCAUAAACUCAGUUCACGAAAAUGAUCACGUUCCACAAAAGCUGUACCCAACACUUACAU
Thermothelomyces thermophilus ATCC 42464 is the source of this 2064-nucleotide messenger RNA. RefSeq lists its product as uncharacterized. Bases 112 to 1950 code for a protein of 612 amino acids. Gene Ontology annotation, cellular component: endoplasmic reticulum membrane. The transcript is spliced from 2 exons. Gene Ontology annotation, biological process: dolichol-linked oligosaccharide biosynthetic process; glycolipid translocation. The record is from RefSeq and is a predicted model, not a curated record. NCBI's taxonomy places the organism in Eukaryota, Fungi, Ascomycota, Sordariomycetes, Sordariales, Chaetomiaceae.